Messenger RNA from Magallana angulata, 2657 nucleotides. RefSeq names its product furin-like protease kpc-1. Gene Ontology annotation, molecular function: serine-type endopeptidase activity. Gene Ontology annotation, cellular component: Golgi membrane; trans-Golgi network. Gene Ontology annotation, biological process: protein processing. The coding region runs from base 28 to 2022 and encodes 664 amino acids. The transcript is spliced from 14 exons. NCBI's taxonomy places the organism in Eukaryota, Metazoa, Mollusca, Bivalvia, Ostreida, Ostreidae. The record is from RefSeq and is a predicted model, not a curated record.
GUGUGCACGGGUACAACUGAUAACAACAUGGGUGCCUUAAUGUUUACGUUGAUUUGGGGUUAUGCUUUAUUUGCAGUUAUACAGAAAUCGGCAGCAGGAAUUUCAGCAUCUCAACUUCACCAAGACAUUGAUGUAGUAGAGUUUGCAGUUGAGUCAGACACGGCAUCAACAGUGGUGGACUUUUGUAAAAGAUUUGAAUGCUCAUUUCUUGGAAAGAUAACAAGCAAAUAUUUCCAUAUCAAAUGCAAGGAAUGGAAAAUAAGACAGUUUGGUGGAGAAAAGAAACUGCAAGACUCUGCGCAGAGAUUUUAUCGGAUCAAAAGUUUAGAAAGGCAAUAUUUCCACAUUUAUCAUCUAAGAACAAAUGACCCUCAAUGGUCAAAUAUGUGGAACCUGAACGAAGAUGUCUUUCCAAACACAAGAGUAGCGGAGGCUUGGAGACACGGAUUGAAUGGCUCUGGAAUUACCAUUGCUGUUCUCGACGAUGGCAUCCAAGUCGACCAUCCAGAUCUCAGAAAAAAUAUUGAUACCUAUCACAGUUAUGACUUCAUAGAUCAAGAUUCAGAUAUCACUCCAGAUAGAAUCACUGACAGCCAUGGUACAGAAGUUACCGGACUAAUUGCAGCAGAAGCAAAUAAUGACGUGUGUAUAGUUGGAGUUGCUCACGCUUCUACAAUUAUAGGUGUAAGAUUAAUUGGCUCGGACGUACCAAUCACCGGCAUUACCGAAGCAAAAGCCCUCAGUUAUCAUUUAAGUAGGGUAGAUAUAUAUUCAAACAGCUGGGGACCCAAAGAUGGAUCGCUAUAUCAUAGAUUGGGACGUGUUAUCGAGAGUGCAUUAGUUGAUGGUGUAACUUUGGGACGAAAUGGAAAAGGUGUUGUAUAUGUAUUUGCUGCAGGCAAUGGCGGGAAAGAUGACAACUGCAACGCGAAUGGUUACGUCAGCAAUCUUUAUACAAUUCCAAUAACGAGUAUAGGCAUUGAUCAAAAGGCAGCUCCUUAUUCUGAAGUUUGCGCUUCAGCUUUCUCUACAACAUAUUCAAGCAUAUCGGAACGAUAUUUGACUUCCACAUCUCUGAACUCUACAUGUAUCAGCAACAGCAACCUACAGGGAACGUCUUUUUCGGCUCCACAAGCUUCAGCAAUUGUGGCAUUAACUCUUCAAGCAAAUCCUUCGCUCACAUGGCGAGAUGUUCAACAUCUGAUUGUGCAGACAAGUAAACGACACAACAUUGACGAUGGUUUUGAGAAACAACCUUGGCAAAAAAAUGGAGCAGGGUUUAAUGUGAGUCAGAUUGUCGGUUUUGGAAUGAUGGAUGCAGAAGCAAUGGUGUCCCUCGCAAAGACCUGGACCCUAGUAGACCAACAACUGUAUUGUGCCUCUGAAACAAAGAACGUUAACAAAAACAUAAACAAUUCGCGGGAUGUGUCUAAAACAACAAUCUCAGAGUUAACCAGUUCAAUUAAAGAGACUGGUGAAAACUGCACAAUACGUUCUCUAGAAAAGGUUCAGAUAGAUGUGUAUUUUUCGUAUGAAUCAAGAAGAGGAGAUUUUACUUUGAUUUUGGAGUCACCUUCGGGAACUGUGUCCUACCUUAUGACCCCGAGGCCAAAAGACUCUGAUAAUACACAUAAUGUAUCUGAAAAAGGCACCUGGACAUUUACAUCCGUACAUUUCUGGGGAGAAAACCUUCAAGGAAAAUGGAACCUAUCAAUGAAGUACGAACCUGAAGAUAGUCUGAAUACACAUGAUGUUUCAGCCACUCUUAUAUCCUGGAGGCUUCAUUUUCAUGGAAUCUCAAAAGACAAUGCGAAGACUCCCGACAUCCAGAAGAUCAAUGAUAAUUCUUCAACAACCGCUGUUGCCAUAUCUGUAACAGUUAUUGUCAUAAUUGCAGUUCUGGUUUCUGGUUUGUUAUUGUAUAAGCAUUGGCCCAAAUUGAAACAAAGUAACAUAUUAAAAUCACUACGGAUGCCAAAAGAGAUAUCUGAUACCGAUCCAAGCAGAUUUGAAAGGUUCUAAAACAUGAAAACGUUCUGUCCAUAGCGAAAAGUCUGAUGUCCAAUUUUCAAUGAUGCUGUAUAAUAAACUACAUGUAUUCAAUACCCAUAUCUAAUUGUUCAGCAUUGGACCUUUAGCUUCUGUUUCCAUAUACAACGUCGAUCAUUGUAACAAUACGAGUUAAACCUGCCGGAAAUUCUUACUGUUCAAAAACUACUCAAAAUAUUUUUUUUUCUUAUUUUCAGAAGUUGAAAAAUUACUUUAAAUGAUUUGUUGAAAUGUCUUGUAUGUAGUUUUACUAUUAAAUAUAUAUUAUUUUUUGGAUAAAAAAUAUUCAUUUACCAACCUUAUUUUAUAAAAGAUUUUUUUAUAAAAGAUUCUCUCAAAUGUUUUUACGAUGCGGCUUUAUAUGAUUUUGUAAAUAAAAAAAAAGGUGCUCAAUUUUUACAUUCUACCCUUAUGUUUGGUAUGACUGCUCUGGAAAUAUCUUUUGUCUUCAAAUAUAAAAAAAAACAUUUGUUAAAAAUCAUUGCAUAAUAUAUAUAUUAUAUUUAUAUGUUGCCCCAUGGUUUGGUUCAGGGAAUAUUUCAAAGGUUGACCCCACAUCCCCCCAUUCCCAACCCCAAUACCAACCCCCAACCUGAAAAAAAAAACAA